UCACCUAAUGCUGGCGACAAGGAUGACCAAACACUGACGGUNNNNCCGCGACUCCAGCGGGGAGGAAGCUCUGCAUCUCUCCACAACAGUCUAAUGAGGAACAGCAUCUUCCAGCUCAUGAUUCACACACUUGACCCACUUGCUGAAGAGCUUGGAUCAUAUGGAAACCUAAAAUAUUAUGACACAAUGACUGAAGAAGGAAAGUUCAAAGAAAGGGCCUCUAUUCUGCAUAAGAUGGCCAAAAAGAAGUGCCAGGUGGAAGACAGUGAAAGGCAGAAUGGAGCUGCUAAUCACGAAAAAGGUGCAAAAGUGGAAGUUGCAGUAACACCACCGAGUGAUUCAGGACCAGUGCAGAAUGGAAUCGCCCAUAACGUUGAAGAAGAGAAUGAAGAGGAUGAGGACCAGCCCCUCAGCCUAGCCUGGCCUGACACCCCACGCAAGCAGCUCACCUACCUUCUUGUAUUGCCCAUUGUUUUCCCUCUGUGGGCUUCCCUCCCAGAUGUCAGGAAACCUACGUCAAGAAAAUUUUUUCCUAUCACAUUUUUUGGCUCUAUCAGCUGGAUUGCAUUUUUUUCUUACUUAAUGGUCUGGUGGGCACAUCAGGUUGGAGAGACCAUUGGUAUUAGUGAAGAAAUCAUGGGAUUGACUAUUCUAGCUGCUGGCACAUCCAUUCCUGACCUUAUUACCAGUGUCAUUGUAGCACGCAAAGGUCUGGGGGACAUGGCUGUAUCCAGUUCUGUGGGAAGCAACAUAUUUGACAUCACAGUGGGCCUUCCUCUUCCGUGGCUCCUGUAUGCUGUGAUUAACAGCUUUGCCCCAGUGGCAGUGAGCAGCAAUGGUCUGUUCUGUGCGAUCGUCCUCCUCUUCAUCAUGCUGCUCUUUGUCAUCCUCUCCAUCGCUUCCUGCAAGUGGAGGAUGAAUAAAAUCCUGGGCUUUCUCAUGUUUGGGCUUUAUUUUGUGUUCCUGAUUGUCAGUGUCCUGCUGGAGGACAAAGUGAUCCAGUGCCCUGUCUCCAUCUAG
This is a messenger RNA of Tauraco erythrolophus (red-crested turaco), 1020 nucleotides long. NCBI's taxonomy places the organism in Eukaryota, Metazoa, Chordata, Aves, Musophagiformes, Musophagidae. The record is from RefSeq and is a predicted model, not a curated record.